AGCUAGUAGGAAACAUAAUAAUGCCAACACAUUAUCAAGGCUUCAUGAUCUCGAAAAUGAAAUAGAAGUAAAGAUAUUAGAUACUGCUCAAGCAAAAGAAGCAAAGAAUGAAAUGAAAGUGGCCCAACAAGAGUUGUUAAGAAGAAGAAUUUAUAAGAAACUAGAUGUAAACAUGAAGACUAGACAGAAAAUUAACCUAGAGUUAUACGAAGUGGUUAAUUUUAUUAGUGAAAUAGAAUCAGAAGAAAAACAGCAAGAAAAAGAAGUACAAGUGUGUAUGGUUAACACUAUCUACCAACCCAGUAUAUCUCCUAUUCCUGAGGUGGCUAUGUCUCAAAAUAGUAGCAAUAAGGAAGGACCAUCUGAUACAGACCAACCAACUGUAUAUCAUCUAGAGUUCAUCACACUUCCUCUUGUUGCUAGCAAUCCCACUGACUUAAUAACUCUACAACAAUGGGUUGCAGAGAGCACUAGAGAAUCAGGGUUAGAUCCGGGAGAAGCAAAAGUAGAAUAUAAAAAUGAAGAAGAAAAAUAUAGUGAACAAUAA
Molecule: messenger RNA, 547 nt
Organism: Dentiscutata erythropus
Lineage: Eukaryota; Fungi; Glomeromycota; Glomeromycetes; Diversisporales; Gigasporaceae
Source: the annotation of a GenBank genome assembly